Micromonas pusilla CCMP1545 is the source of this 492-nucleotide messenger RNA. RefSeq lists its product as uncharacterized. Lineage: Eukaryota; Viridiplantae; Chlorophyta; Mamiellophyceae; Mamiellales; Mamiellaceae. The record is from RefSeq and is a predicted model, not a curated record. The coding region runs from base 1 to 492 and encodes 163 amino acids. The transcript has a single exon.
AUGCCCGGCUUCGACCGCCCCGCGCCGUCGACCGCGACGCGCCUCGGCCCGUCGUUCCCGUGGCAGGAAGAGAACGCCUUGCAGCGACACUGGACGCUCGCGGCGCGGGGGAAGGCGCCCGCGCGCGACGAAGGACCCGACGCCCCACUCGACUUGGACGCGUGGAUCAGGCGCGUCCGCGGCGACGACGACGGCGACGACGGACGCGCCGGGAGCGCGAGCGCGCCGCGCGGCGCGGAGGAGGAGGAGGAGGAGGAGGAGGAGGCGCGCGUCGAGCCCGCGGCGCGCGGCGGGGACGAAGAAGACGGCGACGCGCGCGGCGCGAACGAUGAGGAUGUCGCCGCGAGCGGGGGCGCGGCGCGCGAUUGGAACAACCCCGCGCCGCCGAGCUUGGAGGACGUCCUCGCGUCCGGGGCGAUGAAGCGCGACGCGACCGUCGCGCAGAGCCUCGCGGGGGGGUACCGAAGGUUCUACUGCGAGGACGCGUACUAG